GGAGCUGUUGCAAGAUCUGCGGUAAUGAGACCCAAGUUUUUCCGAUGUCGGAGAGUACCUGGAAAUAUUCGUUUGGGAAGUACUUGGAACUCUCGUUCUGGAGCAAGAACCUACACGCUCGGGCGGGCGUUUGCCCUCAUGAUUUGCAACGUGAUCACCUUCGAUUUUUUGGCUUCAAGGACGUCGCUAUACGAAUCCACUACGACAGCAUUAAUUUGCUUGAGAUCAUUGUUCCCAGAACUCGGGUUACAUGGAAAGUGGACAAUGACUUGAAGCUCAGAAACGAGGUUUAUCAGCGAAUGGAGCAUCGCAUCACUAGGUUCAUGGUUUCAGUCAAGGCACGGCUCAAGGGAAUCAGUGUUGAGACCGUUAUCCCUCAACAAGCCGAAGAUUGCAAAACGCAGAUAGAGCACCUGAGUAAGAAGGCUAACGAAGACCAUAUCCUCUUGAUCAAACAGCUACAGGAAAAAUACACCAACUCGCGAUACUGGGAAGUAAUCCCCCUGAAUGAAGUGAUCCG
This is a messenger RNA of Aspergillus welwitschiae, 520 nucleotides long. RefSeq lists its product as uncharacterized. The record is from RefSeq and is a predicted model, not a curated record. The transcript has a single exon. NCBI's taxonomy places the organism in Eukaryota, Fungi, Ascomycota, Eurotiomycetes, Eurotiales, Aspergillaceae. The annotation marks the transcript as partial.